Pyrenophora tritici-repentis Pt-1C-BFP is the source of this 435-nucleotide messenger RNA. Lineage: Eukaryota; Fungi; Ascomycota; Dothideomycetes; Pleosporales; Pleosporaceae. The record is from RefSeq and is a predicted model, not a curated record.
AUGUCCGAAUCGAAUUCCCCAAAAGAACGCAUACCGUCCGAUGAGGAAGAUACACAAGAAGCGCCUCUCACCAUGGCCGCAUCCGUCGUAUUGACGCAUCUACCGCGCGAUGCAAGUAAAGCGCUUGAGAACGCUGGGGGGUUGGGUGUUCAGAAAGCUCACCCAUACCCUCCAGUAACAAUCCGCCUCCAACCUAUCGGCUCCGCCCCGCACCUAACUCAGCGCAUCUUCAAGCUCAGCACAACGCAAACGUUUGCAACCAUUGUACGUUUUCUGCGCAAACGACUGGGUGUCAAGGAGCAUGAGAGCGUAUUUUGUUAUGUGGGUAGUGUGUUUAGUCCCGGAUUAGAUGAGGGGGUUGGGAAUCUUUGGUCGUGUUUUAAACAAGGGGAGGAGUUGGUUGUUGGGUAUGCUGUUAGUCCUGCUUUUGGAUAG